Molecule: messenger RNA, 1276 nt
Organism: Sorghum bicolor (sorghum)
Lineage: Eukaryota; Viridiplantae; Streptophyta; Magnoliopsida; Poales; Poaceae
Exons: 10
Coding region: 117-1106 (329 amino acids)
Cellular component (GO): chloroplast
Source: RefSeq, a predicted model, not a curated record
CACCUCCCCGUGACGACCACCACACGCCGGCGUCAGUGGUCAUGGUCACGUCACGCACGCCGACGACUCCCAGUCCCAGCUCCAGGACACGACACCUCUAACCGGCGCUGGCUGCCAUGCUGCCGCUCGCAUACCCCGCCGGCCACAGCCAACUCCAUCUCCAUCUCCACCUCCCUCCCGCAGCGCUGCAGCGCGCUGCCGCUCCGGGUCGAGCCUACCUUCCCAGUCGCCGCGGCGCCCGAACCUUCGCCGGAGCGCGCCCUCCCGGUUCCAGCGCGGGGGCGGCCGGAACUGAGACCACCUCUACCACUAGCGGCAGCGUCUUGUCGUUCCUGUGUCCGCUCCUCAAACUCCUCGGGGGAGGCGAUCCUUCGCAGCAGCGCAACGACGUUGUGGAGGUCACGACAUCUUCAAUUUCAAGUUUAGCUAGACUGCAAUGGGGAUCAAAAGUGGCUACUAGCAGUGGGGAGAACAUAGAUUCGGCAAUAAGCACUCCAACUCUUCAAUUGUAUGAGUUUGAGGCAUGUCCCUUCUGUAGGAGAGUUCGGGAGGCCAUGACCGAGCUUGACCUUUCUGCAGAGGUUUAUCCAUGUCCAAAAGGGUCACUAAGGCACAGAGAUGUGGUCAAGAAAAUUGGAGGGAAGGAGCAGUUUCCACUCCUUAUUGACGCUAGUACUGGUAUCUCAAUGUAUGAAAGUGGAGAUAUUGUGAAGUACCUGUUCAGGCAGUAUGGACAAGGAAAGAGUCCUUCUCCUGGACUUCUUGAGAGUACAAUUUUCACAGGAUGGGUGCCCACUCUUCUUAGAGCUGGAAGAGGAAUGACACUGUGGAACAAAGCUGGUGCUGUACCUGCAGAGAAGUUGGAGCUGUUCUCAUAUGAGAAUAAUUCUUAUGCAAGGAUAGUUCGAGAGGCUCUCUGUGAAUUGGAGCUUCCUUAUGUUCUCCAGAACGUUGGAGAGGGAUCAUCAAAGACAGAUUUGCUUCUAAGGAAGUCGGGCUCUAAGCAGGUGCCAUAUCUGAUUGACCCUAACACUGGAUUCCAGUCGAACGACCAUAAGAAGAUACUAGCUUACUUAUUCCAGCAGUACUCACUUAGUAGCCAGUAGAAAGCAGACGUCCACAACUUCACUGUAUGUUUUAUAUGAUCUUACAUAUGUGCUGGUACAGUGUAUCAGACGUGGUUUGUACAUAUACUUGGUCUGCUGCACUUGUGUUCCUCACAUGACACUUCAUUUCUCCCCAGCUAAAAAGCCCCAAAGCAAUGUUGUUCGUACUA